Messenger RNA from Anguilla anguilla (European eel), 3512 nucleotides. Its product is annotated as probable palmitoyltransferase ZDHHC12. Gene Ontology annotation, cellular component: Golgi apparatus; endoplasmic reticulum. The coding region runs from base 369 to 1178 and encodes 269 amino acids. Gene Ontology annotation, molecular function: protein-cysteine S-palmitoyltransferase activity. The record is from RefSeq and is a predicted model, not a curated record. Gene Ontology annotation, biological process: protein targeting to membrane; peptidyl-L-cysteine S-palmitoylation. The transcript is spliced from 5 exons. Lineage: Eukaryota; Metazoa; Chordata; Actinopteri; Anguilliformes; Anguillidae.
UAGCGCGGUUGUGUCUUUCCGAUGGACUCAACUGCACACUUCACAUAAUGGCGGAACUUGACAACAAAACAAACACGAUUUGAACACAAAAUUUAAUAUAUGCCGACUAGCCACGCACUUACCAAGUUGUUUAAAAACGAAUACGCUGCAAUGAGCCCAUCCACGACAGAAUUCGAUAAAAUUUCAUAACAUUCGUUUUCACUUCUGUCUUCCACAUAGUUCUACUAGGAACCUGGGAAAGUACUGGAGGAACCGAAAGACACCGAUGGCAAGCUAACUACCCAGGCUCUCCCAAUGUUGUAUUGCAACAGUGCUUUAAGUUUUUAUUUGAUUCAUUUGAUGUAAUAUAUUUGUUUGAGAAUGCUAGGAUGUUUAAAAACGUGUUUGGGUCUGGGUUUCUUAUAAGAACUGCUCACGUUACCCUGACAUGGGUGAUAACGUUGAUACUCUUCCUUCAUGACACAGACCUGCGGAAGCAAGAGGAGAGGGGCGAGCUUAAGCAGCCAGUGCUUUUUGUCUUGCUGGUCCUGGUGUCAGUACUGCUCUAUUUCGCUGUUUCCCUCAUGGAUCCGGGAUUUGUAGUCUCCGACAGUGACGCUAAGUUCACUCUUGGUGUCAGUGAAGAAGAACAGGAGAUGAUCCCCAAUACCUCCAAGGCCAUACGUCUGCGCCGUUGUGGCUACUGUCUGCUGCAGCAACCAAUGAGAGCCAAGCACUGCCAGAACUGCAAGCACUGUGUGCGGCGCUAUGACCACCACUGCCCCUGGAUUGAAAACUGUGUGGGUGAGAGGAACCACCGCUGGUUUGUCCUCUACCUGGGCGUCCAGCUGCUAGCCCUGCUCUGGGCAUUCAACCUGGCAUGGUCUGGGAUCAGCUAUGCGUCCACCUGGGACCUGUGGCUGCGUCAGAACGGCUUCUUGCUGGCGGUGGCCUCUUUGGUGGGUGUGUUCUCGCUGGUGGCGGUGCUGCUGUUGGGCUCCCAUCUGUACUUGGUCUCGCUCAACACCACUACCUGGGAGUUCAUGUCGCACCACCGCAUUUCCUACCUCAAGCACUGUGGUGCCGACGAGAACCCCUUUGACCAGGGCACGCUGCGCAACCUGUGGAGCUUCUUCUGCACCUGCCGCAUCGUCGCCUGGGAGCAGGUGUACUUCAGAGAGAGCACUGAACGUGUCUAGCCCCUUGCCCCAGCCCACCCCACCCCCUCUCAUCCGGAUUCUACCGGUUUCUCUUUCACUCCAUGUCUAUCUCUGGGGCUGAGGUUUGGUCCUUUAACUUCCUUCAUCGUGCCAUUUUCCUCCACAGUAAGUCAGAUGUGUCAGUUCCAGAAGGAAGAAUCCUGCAGAAAUGUGUGCAAAACCUCUUGGUUUUAUUUUGAUGAGAGUGUGUUGUGUGGGAUAUAGGAUGUUGUGUGUUGAUGGGAAAGGGAGAAAGAUCUUCCCUUGCUGCUAUUUUGGGAUCAAACUUUAAGGAAUGAACAGGAAUAUAUUGUUGGAUGGUGACAGAAUUAGUCAUAUGAUGUAAAUGCCACCUUCCAUAUGCAACUGGGCUCUAUGUUUAUUGUAGUAGUAAUCUAACUAAUAUGUGGCUUGAUUCCUUUUCCUUAGUGAUGAAACGUACCUUUUUAUCAUUCUCUUGUGCUCAGCAAAACCGCUCUACCAAUUUGGCUUUGUAAUGCACUUUUCAUAAAGCACCGUUUCUCAGCCCUGGUCCUGGGGACCCGCUGUGCAUGCUGAGCUUGAGCUUGAUACUAUGGUUGGAAAAAAAAACCCCAGCAUACACAGUGGGUCCCCCAGGGCCUAGGUUGAGAAACACUGUCAAAAAGCAUUCCACAAAUAUCUCCCAGACAUAGACAAAGAAGGGGUUUGAGGUAAGGAAAACACAGGAAUUAUGUUUACGCUGUUAUAAAAUAGGCCGACUUCUUCAAACGACAAGGUAUGUGUAUUACAGUUGAUUUUGAAAGGUAAUAGCAAGUAGCUGUGAAUGAAUGCUGAUACUGUAUACAUUUUGUAUUAAAAGGAGUGGAGUUCUCUCCCAUCUGCAUUGAUAGGAGCAACUUCCUGAAUUCUUCGGAGCACUAUCUUAUAAAUUAAGGCAGGGCUGCUCAAUCCUGUUCCUGUCCUGUAGGUUUUCACUCCAACACUAACAAAGCACACCUCAUUCAACAACUAGAGAGCUCGUUGAGCUGCUAAUUUGUAGAAUCAGAUGUGCCAGUUUAAAGGUUUAAAUUAAAACCUACAGGAUGGUAGAUCUCCAAGAACAGGGUUGGGCAGCCCCAGAUCAAGGAAUUACAUCAUUCCAGGUGUUUGUAUUGCCACCCAUAAGCAGUAAAAACUGCAUAUUUACUUUGAGUGCAUUUGUCCAUCUGGAGAUACAGUAAAUCAAAUAUUCUUCUGCACACUGGAGGCCUGACUGGAGCAGUUGUCACAGUAUCUGCUGGUUUUCUGCAUUUUUCAGCAUCAGAUUUAAGUCACUAAUUGUCACACAUCUUGCUGUCAAGAUCUUAAUUGGCAGCUGAUCUUAAGCUUUAUCAUCAUAAACAUAAUUUCUGGGCGAUAUGACUUUUCAUGAUGAUCCUGAGAAGGAGUUUAGAGAGUAGCCAAGUGAGUCCAUAUGAGGAAAAAUAAUUUCAGUUCUUCAUAGCAGAUGGCUUACCAUUGAACCUCACUAAGAGCUUGAACAAAUGCACUCUUCAACUAUUUUUAAAUUGGUAAACAUUGGCAUGGUGAUUAAAAUCCAGUGACGAAGCCAAUUGCUUGUAUUACAUCCACUGGGCUCUCGUAGGGACACUGCAUGCAGUUCAGAUUUGGCUAGUUUUCAUUACUGCAAUCCUUUCUUCUUUGUUAGCAUGAGAUUCAUGCCAUGACACAGCAGGAUGACAGUGGUCUGAUGAAGAAUCACAUGUAGCCAGUUGAUUCCUGCUAAUGUACAUGUCGCAUGCUUGAAUAGUAAAUUAGCAAAGAGUCAAGGGGAACUGAAUACAAGUAGUGACGGCUUUGUUUUUAAAAGACCAAGUAGGUUGUGUCAGUGGUGCUCUACAAACAAGGAAAUGAAAAUGUAUUUUUGGUAAGAUUUGACCUAUAUGCAUAUCAAGAUGAACAUUAUUAUAUUUAAAUUUUUAUGAUGGUUUGGCCGAAUGAAACCUCCUUUGGAUGCUAGUUUUUUUGUUUUGUUUUUGUUUUUGUUUUUAGAGACAUAGAAUAACUUAAGUCUGAAAAGUAGUCCAUACUGUGUGUCCCAACAUGGAUGAAUGGUUGAUUUUAAAAAAAAUACUUAAAAUAUAGAAAUUUCAAUUCUAAGCAAUAAUAAUUGAUAAAUACCUCCAUUGAUUGAGGUUCACAAGGUUAUAAUUCCACAUUGGUAUCUUUUGGAAUUUCAUUUCUGAAGUUAUCUGUUUACAUAACCAAGUCACGUGAUCUGAUUUGACUUUGCAUUGUGAAGUUAUUGAACAAAUUGAGUUAUGCAAUAAUUUUUUAAAUGACAGUAUUGAACAAACAUUAAAAAAUUUAAAC